Molecule: messenger RNA, 1086 nt
Organism: Exophiala aquamarina CBS 119918
Lineage: Eukaryota; Fungi; Ascomycota; Eurotiomycetes; Chaetothyriales; Herpotrichiellaceae
Exons: 3
Coding region: 1-1086 (361 amino acids)
Biological process (GO): DNA-templated transcription; positive regulation of transcription from RNA polymerase II promoter by galactose
Cellular component (GO): nucleus
Molecular function (GO): zinc ion binding; DNA-binding transcription factor activity, RNA polymerase II-specific; RNA polymerase II cis-regulatory region sequence-specific DNA binding
Source: RefSeq, a predicted model, not a curated record
AUGGCAUCGUCAGACUAUCUCGCUAUAGCCAAAGAUAUGGUCCCUGAGGUUUGCGACGAGGCCGAUCUCGACAGUGUUCGGGCUCUCAUUCUUUUAGCAUUGACUCUGCAAGGACAUUGCUUCUCCAACAAUGCAUAUCUACACGCCGGUUUGGCAGCGAGAGUUGCAUUUUCUCUCGGACUUCAUGUUGACAAGUACUCACUAUCGCAUGGCAUUGUCGACAAGGAGCAUGCGAGAGCCAUUUGGUGGACUCUAUACAACUUCGACCAAGAGAUAGCACUCAGAACAGGGAAACCUUGCAGUAUCUCCGAAGGCCUUAUAAACACUCCACCAGAAUUUCCAUCCGAGCAUAUCCUAAACUUGGGGCCAAAUAUGCCGUUCUCUUAUCUGCAAUCGUCAUCUUCGCUCACGAGCUUGACUAAGCGUACCACUGGCAUCUUGUACCCAACUUCAAUGUCUGGCCGUGUCAUCCUAUCACAAGUCUCAGAUCUCUUACUGUCUUUGGAAACGUGGUUGGCUGAGCUACCUUCGCAUCUGCUUCUCACAGAUCACGUUGCCACCCCUUACCGAAGAUGUAUCAGUCUGCUCCAUGUUCGAUAUUGGAGUGUUGUUGUCCUUGCAACUCGGUCAUUCCUUCUAUGCAGCGUAUUGCGGCGGGAAGAGUUGAAAGACCACGAUAAAAUGACAAAGUUUCAUGACUUGAGCCAUAUCUGCAUUGAAGCAGCCGAGAAAUCAUUCCAUAUCCUCCAGAACAUGCACCGGGACGGUACUUUAUCAAGUCGGCUCCCUCUAGACUUUAACUAUAUGCUGGAGCUUAUCCAGAUAUUCUUGACAGCGGAUGCAUUCUCUCAUCUAGAGAGACACAUUGAUAGUGUCAGGAAUCUUCUGCAAAUCCUCCAAUCAAUGGAUGCCGUGGGAUGGUGCGAGAAGGCGCUUCCAGAAGUUGAAGCGCAACUUCACAACAAUGGAUUAUUGGAGCCUUCCUGGGACUACAACACGAAUAUCCAAGAUUUCGGGUUCCUUAUUGGCCAGGGUGAGCCGUCGUUUGAAAAUUACGAACUGUAUGAUUGCACCAGCGUCAACUAG